AAUUAGGUGUACCCUCCUCUAGGGCAUAUGGCUAUAUUCUAGCUUUGCAGGUGGAUUCUAGCCUUGCCAGGUGUUCACGGUAAAACGGGAUAUCGCUAGGAUAUGGCAACUGGUCAUUCAACAACCUUCACAGGACAGCAUUGCCUGGGUUCCCUUGUCCUCUGGCGAGGAUUCUCCAAGGCGUCUCACCACAUGACCCGGCUCAGAAACGUCAAAAUUCACGUGGAGAGAGCUGUUAAGCAGAAGAAGAUCUUUACAAUCCAAGGCCGCUACCCAGUAAUCCGAUGUCUCUUGCGCCAGAGGGGCUGGGUAGAGAAGAAGUUAGUUCAUCAUGUGGGCACCACCCUGCUGCCGCCCCAGAAGGAUCUGGAUAGCUCAGUGAUGGGUGAUAGUGACACCACUGAGGAUGAGGAUGAAGAUGAAAACGAAGAGUUCCGGCAACCACAGCUGUUCAGCUUUGAUGAUUUCCUGGAAUUCGAUGACCUAGAUGGGACACAUGCUCUGAUGUCCCGCCUGGUUCGGAAUGAGACUCCCUACUUCAUCUGGACAACUCGGCGGGAUGUGCUAGACUGUCGUUUCCUCUCUAAGGAUCAGAUGAUAAACCACUAUGCCCGGGCUGGCUCCUUUACCACAAAGGUGGGUCUAUGUCUCAGUCUCCGGAAUUUGCCAUGGUUUGAUGAGGCUGAUGCUGAUUCCUUUUUCCCACGCUGCUACCGCCUGGGGGCUGAGGAUGACAAAAAAGCCUUCAUAGAGGACUUCUGGCUGACAGCUGCCCGCAACGUUCUCAAGCUGGUGGUGAAGUCUGAAUGGAAGUCAUUCCCUAUCCAGGCAGAAGACAAGGAGGACUCAGGAGACAAGGAGCCCAAGAAACAGGAAAAAAAGCCAGUGUUGGUGUCACCAGAGUUCGUAGAUGAAGCUCUAUGUGCAUGCGAGGAGCACCUUAGCAUCCUGGCCCACAUGGACAUUGACAAGGACCUGGAGGCCCCACUGUACCUCAGCCCUAAGGGCUGGUCCCUCUUCCUCCAGCACUACUACCAAGUGGUCCACGAGGGGGCAGAGCUCAGUUACCUGGACACUCAGGUCCAGCGCUGUGAGGACAUUCUGCAGCAACUGCGUGCCGUGAUACCACAGAUCGACAUGGAAGGGGAUCGCAACAUCUGGAUCGUGAAACCAGGAGCCAAGUCUCGUGGACGAGGCAUCAUGUGCAUGGACCACCUGGAAGAGAUGCUGAAACUGGUGGAUGGCAACCCCCUGAUGAUGAAGGAUGGCAAAUGGGUGGUACAGAAGUAUAUUGAGCGGCCCCUCCUCAUCUUUGGUACCAAGUUUGACCUGAGACAGUGGUUCCUGGUGACCGACUGGAAUCCACUUACCGUGUGGUUCUACCGUGACAGCUACAUCCGCUUCUCCACACAGCCCUUUUCCCUGAAGAACCUGGACAACUCGGUGCAUCUGUGCAACAACUCCAUCCAGAAGCACCUAGAGAAUUCGUGCCAUCGGCAUCCGCUUCUGCCUUCAGACAACAUGUGGUCCAGCCGGAGGUUCCAGACCCACUUGCAGGAGAUGGGGGCCCCAAAUGCUUGGUCCACUGUCAUCGUGCCUGGCAUGAAGGCUGCCGUGAUCCAUGCGCUUCAGACCUCCCAGGACACUGUGCAGUAUCGGAAGGCCAGCUUUGAGCUCUAUGGUGCUGACUUUGUAUUUGGUGAGGACUUCCAGCCCUGGCUAAUUGAGAUCAACGCCAGCCCCACCAUGGCACCCUCCACAGCCGUCACUGCCCGGCUCUGCGCUGGUGUGCAAGCUGACACCCUCCGUGUGGUCAUCGACUGGCGGCUGGACCGCAACUGUGACACAGGAGCCUUUGAGCUCAUUUAUAAGCAGCCUGCUGUGGAGGUGCCCCAGUAUGUGGGUAUCCGGCUCCUGGUGGAGGGCUCCACAAUCAAGAAGCCCAUGACGAUGUGUCAUCAGCGGUUGGGUGUCCGCCCAGCACUCCCUCAUCUGCUGACCCAGCAAGGCUCUGGGGAAGCCCCUUACCACUUCCCCAGCCACCACACCAAAGCCCGGCUGCCUUCUCCCCACGUGCUCCGACCCCAGGGGCGGGUCCUCAGACUGCAGCACAGCAAGCUGGUGGGCUCUAAGGCCCUGUCGACCACAGGCAAGGCCUUGAUGACUCUACCUAUGGCCAAGGUUUUCAUUUCUUUCCCACCUAACCUUGAUCUCCAGGUGGCACCCAGCAUCCCGGAGCCAAGAAAGGUGGGCCUUGAACUGUGACCCCUCAUACCCUGGUGGGCACUGGGGUCAGGGCUGGAGGGCACAGGCAGAGGGUGGCUCCCAGGCUGGCUGGCACCCCAAGGGAAGGGCUUGUCUCCCUCAGAACCCCCUUCCUAAGCAGAUUCCUGGUCAUCUCUCCCCUUUUCCCUCCUUUCAUGCUGAGGCUGUUGCUCUCCCGCGCUUCCGAGGUCCCCACCUGGAAAUGCCUUGCUGCCUCUGCCCUCUGAGGUCGGAAUUCUUCCUAGCAUCCACAGAA
This is a messenger RNA of Carlito syrichta (Philippine tarsier), 2521 nucleotides long. RefSeq names its product tubulin tyrosine ligase like 3 (gene TTLL3). The record is from RefSeq and is a predicted model, not a curated record. The transcript has 13 exons. NCBI's taxonomy places the organism in Eukaryota, Metazoa, Chordata, Mammalia, Primates, Tarsiidae. Bases 103 to 2265 code for a protein of 720 amino acids. Gene Ontology annotation, biological process: cilium assembly; cilium movement; protein modification process. Gene Ontology annotation, cellular component: cilium.